AUGGGGUUCAAUCAUUCCUCAAUUCUCUCACACGGGGUGGUGGAGGAGGCAGCGGUGGUGGUGGAGGUGGCAAUGGGAGCGGUGGUGGGGGCAGCGGUGGAGGUGGUGGAGGCAGUGGAGGUGGUGGCGGCGGUGGGACUGGUGGCGGCAGUGGGGGCUCUGGUGGCGGCAGUGGAGGCAGCGGAGGGAGUGGCGGCAGUGGAGGCGGUGGGACUGGUGGUGGCAGGUCUGGACCUCGGCGUGGAGGCCCUGGUGGUGGACAGCGACAGCAACAGCAGCGUCGGAGCGAGACCCAGUCGCCUAAGCAGCUCUGUGAGUGGUUGGUUCAGCGUGGGCCGGGUGGGGGUAGUGAGAGCUGCCCGUAAAGCGGCUGCUGCUCUUGAUGCUAGUGCGUCUGGUACUCCCCCUGGUACUGCGCCUGCUGAGGCCUUGCACACCUUCACGUUGGACUCCGGCGCCUCGCGCUGUUUCUUUCGUGACAGCACCACUCUCACUCCUCUCCCUGCACCUGUCCCGGUCAGACUGGCUGACCCCUCUGGGGGCCCGGUAGUUGCCCGUUCCUCCACAGUGCUCCCAUGUUCGGCGGUUCCGUCCGGCUCACUGUCAGGCCUUCACCUCCCCUCGUUCUCUACAAACUUGGUGAGUACAGCUGCCCUUCAGGAUGCGAUGGUCACUACCACCACUCCUGGGGGUCAGCGUGUGUCGAUCUGCACGUGCACACGGACGGGGCGUCACCUGGCUACGUUCACUCGUCGGCCAGGGUCGAGUCGGUACACGCUGGCUACCAAGCCUCCUCAGGUACACUGA
This is a messenger RNA of Closterium sp. Naga37s-1, 807 nucleotides long. NCBI's taxonomy places the organism in Eukaryota, Viridiplantae, Streptophyta, Zygnematophyceae, Desmidiales, Closteriaceae. The record is from the annotation of a GenBank genome assembly.